AUGAACUUUCUCGGUCUAGACAGCCAGAACACGCCACCCGUGGUCUCGAUCUCAGCGUCGCAGUCGCUGAAUGCAUCAGCCACAACCCAAGCCGCGAUCUCAACAGGUCUAACACGGCUGGACGAGGCGUUGAAUGACGCGACAGACGAGAAACGACCCGGCGGUAUCCUGCGCGGCCAAAUCACCGAGGUGUUUGGACCACCUGGUGUGGGGAAGACCUCCCUGGCUCUAAAUACGGCAUUCAGUGCCCUCCGCAAUGGUGGUAAGGUGGUGUGGAUUGAUACGGGCUCUCCCCUACCCAACCCCAGACUAAAGGGACACUCUCUCGACAAUAACAACUUCAUCUAUUUCCGCGCCACGACACUCCCCCAUCUCCUAGCUCUGCUCCUCCGUCCACCAAGGAGCUUUCCACCGGACGGAACAGCCCUACUAGUCAUCGACUCCGUAUCGAGCCUGUUCUCGACAUACUUCCCCAACGCAGCGGAGCUGAAGGAGAGACUGACGCAGGGGAAAAUCACUGACAAGGCGCAGCUACAGUGGCUGCUGAAUCGGAAGUGGAAUGUGGCGUCUGAUCUGGCGACGCAUCUGGCGCGAAUCGCGUCGAGGAAUAUCGCCGUGCUAGCUAUUAACCAGACGCACACGAAAAUCAAGGGCCAGCCACGUGCGACGCUGCAUCCCGUUUUGGCGGGUGGUGCGUGGGAGAGUAAUGUGCAGGCACGGAUCAUGAUGUAUCGCGAUUUGCCGAAUUGUAGGCUGGCGGAGAUGACCAAGCGGGCCGGGAGGACUUUGUUGAUGCGGUCUGCGGAGUGGAUUGUUCCGUUUCGGAUAGAAGCGGACGGUCUCCGCGAAGUUGAGGAGGAGUCGGAGCCUGAUUUAGACGCAGUGGAAGAAAUAUCGCAUCCUGCCGAACCAGUUGACGUCCCCACUGCAGCAAGUCGAAAACGCAAGGUCAACGAGGUGGCCGACAGCCAGGACGAAGACGACGAUGACGACUCAGAGGGAGGGUACGAAUGGAUGGACGAGGCCCUGCUCGGCGAGAACGCCUGA
Messenger RNA from Penicillium riverlandense, 1047 nucleotides. RefSeq lists its product as uncharacterized. Lineage: Eukaryota; Fungi; Ascomycota; Eurotiomycetes; Eurotiales; Aspergillaceae. Gene Ontology annotation, biological process: reciprocal meiotic recombination; meiotic DNA recombinase assembly; DNA repair. Gene Ontology annotation, cellular component: replication fork; Rad51C-XRCC3 complex; Rad51B-Rad51C-Rad51D-XRCC2 complex. The coding region runs from base 1 to 1047 and encodes 348 amino acids. Gene Ontology annotation, molecular function: ATP-dependent DNA damage sensor activity; crossover junction DNA endonuclease activity; four-way junction DNA binding. The record is from RefSeq and is a predicted model, not a curated record. The transcript is spliced from 5 exons.